AUGUUAUCAUUUCUCAAACAAAUUCUUUUGCCGACAAUUAUCCCAUUAACAUACUGUAUGGUUCCAUGCAGUAAUGUUUUUAAUUAUAAAUCGCAGUUAAUUGCAAGCGAAACAAUUAAUACUGACUCACUUAGAGAUACUUGGUUGACCAGUUUAAAUCAGAACGCCGAUGUCCAUAACCACAAAAAUGACAAUAAUAGUAACAUAAGCGUCUCAAAUUUGAAAGAAUCUGCACUUUCUACUCUAUUUCAUCCGUCAUCAUCGGAUGAAAUACAACCCAAAUGCAGAGACAUAUAUGACGAUCGAUGGUUUGAGCCUUCGUGGCGCUUGCGCCAUUUAUUCAAUGGUAACAACUAUUCAGUGUGUGCAAUGCAUACUGUUGGCGAUGGGAACUGCUUAUACAAUGCCAUAUCACCUAUAAUCACUUGUAUAGAUAAUAGGCACAAAUUAAUUGUCCCUGCACCAACUUAUGAUGUCACUAAUAAAUUUAAACAAAUGAUAUCGAGAAUUAUACGUUCUCAAUGCAAGGAAUACACUCCAAAAUGUCUUAAAUACUUGGCUGCUAUUGAUUUCAUAGGUGUAAACUUUGAGGAUAGAGAGGAUCUGGCACAGUUUGACAAUGAGAAUUUUAUCGAAAAAUUGGAAUUAUAUAAACAAGCAUAUGUCGGGGCUGGAAAAGACCUUGUGGAUUUGGACCCUUUGAUUGCAAAAUUAAGAAAAAAUCCAAUGUGUAAAAAUGCUUAUAGAGAAUUAUUUGAUCAACUAACCCAGUUCAAAUCCCCUUUACACUGGGGAAACGAAGCAGAUAUAGCAUCAUUGGAGAAGAUUUUCAACAUCAAAUUCAUUAUAUGUCACGACAAUGGAACAAUAUUUUCAGUACCCACGUAUUUAUCAUGUCCACAAUUUGUUUCGUUCUUGCAUUAUAGCGAAGCUCAUUAUUCCACAGCUGCUCUAUUUGCCCACGUGGAUACCAAAAAUGAUAAGAAGCACGCGAAGAGAAUUUACUAUGAUAUGCAUAAUAUCCCUGAGUUCCUGAAAAGUUGUUUGAAUUAA
This is a messenger RNA of Babesia microti strain RI, 1053 nucleotides long. RefSeq lists its product as hypothetical. The transcript has a single exon. Bases 1 to 1053 code for a protein of 350 amino acids. The record is from RefSeq and is a predicted model, not a curated record. Lineage: Eukaryota; Apicomplexa; Aconoidasida; Piroplasmida; Babesiidae.